AUGGGGCCAAUCCUCACCGGGCUCAUCGCCCUCCCAAUCCUCUGGAUCGCUUCUCAAAUUUGGGCUCUAUACACAAACUACAGAUCGGCUCUCACCGUAGGCUUGCCAAUCAUAAUAUGCCCAUAUGACCCAGAAAACCUUAUCCACGUGGUGCUCUCCGUCCCCUUCCGCCCUCUUCUCAAACGCUUCCUUCCGCCAACCUUCUUCGCCACCGUAGAACUCACCGUCGUAGGCUGGGAGUUUCGCGACAAGUCCUCCGUUCACGACCGCGUCGGUCCGGCCUUCAUGCUCGUCACCACGGGUCUCAACCAGCUCAUAUGCGCCGACCCGACCAUGGCGCACGCCAUCUUGAACGGGCGGCGGGAGUUUGUUCAGCCGGAUAUCGUGUGCAAGGUCAUGGGCUUCUUGGGUUCUAAUAUCCUGACUUCCAACGGCGAGUCCUGGUCCCGCCAAAGACGCGUCGUAGCCCCCGUCUUGAACGAACGCAUCAGCCCAGAAGUCUACAAAGCCACAGCAAGACAAGCAGAGUCCUUCGUCAACAACAUUCUCUCAUCCCCUUCCACCAGCACUCCCAGUAUGACCACAGCAACAGCAACAACAUCAACCACAAUCCAAGGCCUCCGCACAAUCGCAAUCAACGUCCUCACCAAAAUAGCCUACGGCGACAACAAACCCUUCGCCAUCACCCCUCUCCCUGGCGACCCCUCGGCACCAAUGUCCUACGUCGACGCAAUCUCUCUCUGCACGGAACUCCUCGACCUCGCCGCCUUCAUCCCCAUCCGCAUCCUGCGGCUGCCUUUCAUGUCCAACGUGGUUCAGACGUUGGGCGCGGCGUUACAUAGAUUACCUGGUUUGACGGUGGACAUGCUUGAUCGGGAGAGGCGGCGGUUGGCUGAGGUAUCAUCUCUGAAUGGUCCUUCUGACGAGUUAUUGACCACGGCGACGGUGGGAAAGACGGAUACGAUCAUGAGCAUGCUCGUCCGCCUUUCAGACCAAGAAAAGAGCCGUGCCGUUCCCGCCGAAAAGAGCGCUACCGCCACCACUGGCAACAGCAACCCCAAAUCAUACCUCACAGAAGAAGAAAUCGCAGGCAACCUCUUCAUCUUCACCGCCGCAGGCUUCGACACGACGGCAAAUACCCUAGCAUACGCCGUCACCCUCCUCGCAGCGUACCCAGAGUGGCAAGCCUGGAUCCAGGCCGAGCUCGAUGUCGUUCUGGGCCCUCCCACGCCAUCAACAUCGUCCUCGCCGGAGCAGAAGGAUCGAGAACUGCCGGACUACAGCGUCGUCUUUCCCAAACUGACGCGAUGUCUCGCUGUCAUGUUCGAAACCCUCCGCCUCUUUCCGCCUCUAACCCAUUUAAUGCGCUCAAACAUAACAACCCAAACUCUCCCAAGCCAAAUCCCAACGUCAACAACCCUCCAAUCCUCCUCAACCUCAACAUCAACCUUACCAUCGUCCACAACUACCUCCUCAUACACAUUCCCUCCUUGCACAGUCUACAUAAACACAGUAGCCCUCCACACCUCCCCCAAAACCUGGGGCCCCGACGCCCUAUCCUUCACCCCAACCCGAUGGCUCACCUCACCCCAGCCAGCACCAUCAUCAUCCUCACCACAACCUCCUCACAUUCAACCCCCCCGUGGCACAUUCCUCCCCUGGUCCUCAGGCCCCCGCACCUGCCCGGGCCAAAAAAUGGCCCAAGUCGAAUUCGUCACCGUCCUCGCGACGCUCUUCCACAAAUGCACCGUCGAGCCAGUCCCUGAAGACGAUGAAAGCGGCAAUACCCAAGCAAAAACAACACCCGAGGUAGCAGCAGCACAGGCUAGACAGAGAUUAUUGGACUUGACGCAGGACAGCCAGCCCAGGCUGACACUGCAGAUGAAUCGUCCCAAGGAUGUACGGCUGCGGUGGACGCGGCGGUGA
Molecule: messenger RNA, 1926 nt
Organism: Colletotrichum costaricense
Lineage: Eukaryota; Fungi; Ascomycota; Sordariomycetes; Glomerellales; Glomerellaceae
Exons: 4
Coding region: 1-1926 (641 amino acids)
Molecular function (GO): iron ion binding; monooxygenase activity; heme binding
Source: RefSeq, a predicted model, not a curated record